UGGUAUAUCCGGGCACGAUGCGUCGUAAAGACUCGACGCUGUUCGCGCCAUACCGUUCAAUGGGAGUGGUAUGUUCUGCUGUACGGCCAGUAAUUCGUCCAAAUGAAUCACAAGUCAGAAUGACCUCAUUAUUGUGCCCAAUCGACAAUGUCAUAUUGCAUUAUAAAGCAGAAAAGCUCAGGCUAAUUGGCAUUUCGGAUGUCCUUCCUGACGUUAUAACUGCUAUUGCAGCUGAUCGAACCGGCGUCUUUGUUGCAUCAGGAACGGUGGUAGCUGUUAUGAAGACUUGUCGCCAUAUAGAUAGGUAUAUAGAUGUCAGAGCAAAGACCAAGUUUAUGACGACCUUGGGUGACUACUUAAUGAAAAUUGUGCUACGGUAUCCCUAUAUUCGCCUGUUUGAAAGCCAUUCGCUUGAUUUCUUGGUUUCGGUUCUUAUUGAUGACGAGAAUGGCAUUCGUGUUUUCAACAUUCCUGAUGGACAAAAACUUCUCCACAUGGAAGGUUCAAAGGAGUUCCGGGUCACAGCUAUGGUGCAUCCAAGCACCUACAUGUACAAAAUCCUAAUCGGUUCUUCCAUUGGAACAAUGCGAAUUGUGAAUUUCCGCACUGGCCGUAUCAUCCAUGAGUUCUCUAAAGGUUUUGAUGCGGCCAUCACAGUACUUGAGCAAUCACCUGCAGUUGAUGUGAUGGCUAUAGGCCUCGAUAAUGGGCAUGUUAUUCUGCAUAAUAUUCGAGUAGAUGAGACUGUAUGCAAAUUCCGACAUGAGAGAGGGAUAUCAGCCGUUGACGACAAGCCUCUCAUGACGACUGCUGAUGUCGGCGGUGACAUCGCAGUAUGGAAUUUGGAAAAACGUCAAUUAGUCGGAAAAAUUACUGAUGUUCACCACGCCGCUGUCACUGAGCUUUAUUUUAUGCCUGGAGAACCCAUUAUGGUGUCAGCAUCCGCGGAUAACUCCUUACGGACUUGGGUGCUUGAUGGAGGUGAUGAUAUGCCCCGGCAACUAGUUAUCCUAGAGGGACACGCGGAAGGAGUAACUGCAGUGCAGUUCAACGGGAAACAAGAGAUUUUGUCAUCUGGGUUGGAUGGCUCUGUUCGAAAGUAUAUGGUGAAUGUAGACACUAUGCGACAGAAGCUUGGCAGCGCAGGAACAAUGUCUAGAGCUAUUGCGAAAAAGAAGCAUAUUUCAAUUGAAAGCAUACGUAUGGAGCCUGUAGUUGAUAUGGCAAUUGGGUGGAGUCGGGAGGCGGCUUGGGAUAAUGUCUUGUGUCGGCAUAAAGACACCUUAUUAGUAACAACCUGGACAACUAGGAAAAAUGCUCAGGGAACUCAUAAGCUGGUACAUAAGAGGUUCCUUAAUGAUGAAUCACUAUGUUGUGCCACUGCGACGGCAAUUGCGCUUUCUCCUUGCGGGAAUUUUGCUUUCAUUGGAUAUUCCACUGGGCAUGUGGAUCAAUUCAAUGUUCAAAGUGGGCUUUUCGUAAAAACAUACACAAAAGGCAUUCAGUCUCAAGAGAAGAUGAGCAAAAGGGAGAAAUCUAAGUUGGAAAAAGCGCAUGAGUCGAUGAUAACGGCCCUGACAGUGAACGCACGUGGCUCGGAACUGAUCACUGCAUGCUCCAAAGGCAGUCUAAAGUUUUGGCAACUGCGAACUGGUCAACUGUUAGCGACAAUGCGCACUCGAUUACGGAUAGAACGCUCAGCGCCGUGCACGUCGAAUAGCUUACUGGCUGUAGCUUGUGCAGGAGACGAAGUAAGAGAGAGAGCGGUGUUUCUGUUUUUUAUAGUACGGUAUAAGCCGGAAAUGUUCCCUUCAGGUGGUUCGGUAGCUAUUGUGGACACAUUGUGCCGCCGAGUCGUGCGUACCUUCAAAUCCGUUGGUCAUUCUGUGAAUGCAUUGACAUUUUCAAGUGACGGACGGUGGUUGUUAACAGCAGAUGACAAGAAAUAUAUAAGGGUCUGGGAACUGUCGACUUCGCAACUCAUAGAUGUGAUGGUGUCCGAUAAACCGUGCAUUGGAAUGUCUUUCAACAGCUCCGGCGAAUACCUAGCCACUGCCCAUAAGGACGAAAAAGCCAUUUAUGUGUGGGUGAAUAAGAGGAUGUAUACAUCCCAUGUGAACAUUCGAGCGCUUCCACUGGAUUACGUACCAACGUGGGCAGACUCUUGCGCGGCAGAGAUCGGGGUCAAUACAGUUGUUAUUGACGACGAGAGUGAUGAGGAAUGGCGGAGUCCAGAUACGCUUGAUGAAUCACUGGUGACCUAUUCUGGCUUGGCUCCGUCCCGAUGGGCAAACCUCCCAAAUCUGGCAUUAAUCAAAGAAAGAAAUAAGCCCGACCAACCUCCGAGGAAGCCGAAACAAGUUUGUUUUUCUGCGCAAAUUACUGACUCAGCAUUGUUAAGAUCUCAUAAAUUUCUUGCUCAGGCGCCUUUCUUCUUGACAGCAGCUCCUACUCUGGAGGGAUUCGAGUUUGAAGUUCCGCAGGAAAAUGAGGAAGAAACGCGAAGGACCUUACAAGCCAAACGAAGCCUAUUGGAACUUGAAAGUUCAUUCAGUUCGUCGUUAAGGGCAGCUGAAACGGUGGAGCAGCUUUCUGUAGUAUUUUCUUCUUUGAAAAAGAUGUCGGUUUCCGCAAUCGACUUCCAGUUACGGACCUUGCCAGUGGAUUUGUUACCGAAGUUUUUCAGAAUGUUGAAUGAGGUGUGUUGUUGGUUUUUAUUAGCUAAAAUGCAACGAACCUUAUUUUCCCUUUAUCUGAAAACCUUUUCUCGAUAUCACGGAAAAUUAUGUAUGCCUCAAGCCUCGUCAUCUUGA
Messenger RNA from Haemonchus placei, 2813 nucleotides. The record is from the annotation of a GenBank genome assembly. NCBI's taxonomy places the organism in Eukaryota, Metazoa, Nematoda, Chromadorea, Rhabditida, Trichostrongylidae.